Molecule: messenger RNA, 1710 nt
Organism: Sinocyclocheilus grahami
Lineage: Eukaryota; Metazoa; Chordata; Actinopteri; Cypriniformes; Cyprinidae
Exons: 12
Coding region: 1-1593 (530 amino acids)
Biological process (GO): cell surface receptor signaling pathway; adenylate cyclase-activating G protein-coupled receptor signaling pathway
Cellular component (GO): plasma membrane
Molecular function (GO): G protein-coupled receptor activity
Source: RefSeq, a predicted model, not a curated record
AUGGCUAUUCUGCCUGAUCCCUGUUACAACUACACUGUGCUGGACAAUCCAUGGAGAGCCAACAAUAAUACAUAUCCUUCAGCCAGAAUAUAUGAUUCCACCGUCAGCUGGAGCGGCUGGUAUCGUCUCUUCAUUAACAACAUGAGUGCUCAUAUCCCAGACACUUGUGUGGAAAAAUAUAGCUGUAGCACUAAUAUCACACUGUGGAUUCGUGGCGGACACCCAACAGUUGAGGAUGGAGUCGUCACUCGAGAUGUCUGCGGUAACUGGGAAAAUUACUGCUGCUUUUUUGGAUCUUUUCCCAUUAAUGUCAAAGCCUGUCCCAACAGUUAUUAUGUCUAUAAGUUAGUUAGACCAACUAUCUACCAUGCAGCAUACUGUGCAGUUAUAAAUAUAACGCUGCAGGAAGGAUGCACCAGUCAGAGCUCUGGAGGAUGUUUUCAAAAUCUUCUUGAGCAGAUCGAGAACAUUACAGCUCAAGUGCUUCCUUUGGAUACUGUGAAGAACAUUUUGACUUUGGCCUUCAAUGCUUCAGAGAAGAUUUCAGAGUCAUCAUCAGCAAACCCAGCUGAACUAGCCUCCAAUGGAAACCGUGUGUUAAAAGCCAGUGAGAAACUCAUUUCCACAUUAGUGAAGCAGACGGAUACAAGUGACAGCGUCAGUUUUACUCUUCCUGCUGUAGAGGGUCAAGUCUUCAUGGUUGGACCAAAUGUCACCUUAGAUAAAAUCCCUCGACUCGACACGACAAAUACUUCUGUGGACAUCGAUCUCAUUGGGAUCGCCAAGAAUAACGAAAGAUCAGCUGCUGUGGCUUUCAUGAGCUACAACACGAUGGAGAAUCUACUGAAGCCAGACUUCUUCAACACAUCAAAAGACACGGUUAACACCAUGAUGUCCACUGUGAUCUCAGCUACUCUUCCCAAAACCACCAACACUGAACUCACCAAACCAGUGAACUUCACCCUCAAACACAUCAGAGUUGUGUGUGCCGUGAUCUCAGGCCUUCUGCACUUCCUCUUUCUCUCCGGCUUUGUGUGGAUGUUCAUUGAAGCUGUGCUGCUCUUCAUCUGUGUGAAGAACCUAUCACAGCUCAGCUCCAAAAAGAGGGCGGUGCUUAGCAGUGGAUUCCUGUGUGUGAUUGGAUAUCUGGUUGCUCUGGUUGUGGUGUGUGUGUCUGUCGGUCUGGUUCCUGAAGGCUACGGCAGUGAACACUGCUGGAUUAAAAGGGAUAAAGGCUUCAUCUGGAGUUUUCUGGGUCCUGUUUGCGUCAUACUAGCAUUGAACAUUAUUCUCUUCAUCAAGAUCAUCAUCAGUCUGAACUCAACUCUCAAAACUCUCAACCCUGAAGUUUCACAGAUGAAACAAACCAAGAUCAUGGUGUUUAAAACACUGGCUCAGUUUGUGGUUCUUGGUUGCUCCUGGAUUCUGUGUUUCUUCACUAAUGGCAGUAAGGUGCUGGAGAUCCUCUUCCUGAUCUUGAACUCCCAGCAGGGAACCUUCAUCUUCCUGAUCUACUGUGUCUUCAAUAAUGAGGUCAGGCAGCAGUACAGGAAGUUCUUCAGAUGUCUUUGCUGUGGACAAAAACAACACUGAGAACCACAUCAUCAGUGGAAAAUGAGAGGUGUCAUUAUUAUACAGUAAAACACAUGUACAACUAGAAUACAUAUUACAUGCAAAUCUGUGCUCCUCUCUAUAAAUAAUAGUCAUUAA